Messenger RNA from Papilio machaon (common yellow swallowtail), 1652 nucleotides. RefSeq names its product NAD kinase 2, mitochondrial (gene Nadk2). The coding region runs from base 273 to 1589 and encodes 438 amino acids. The transcript has 12 exons. Gene Ontology annotation, biological process: NAD+ metabolic process; NADP+ biosynthetic process. Gene Ontology annotation, cellular component: mitochondrion. NCBI's taxonomy places the organism in Eukaryota, Metazoa, Arthropoda, Insecta, Lepidoptera, Papilionidae. The record is from RefSeq and is a predicted model, not a curated record. Gene Ontology annotation, molecular function: NAD+ kinase activity.
CAAAAUUGAAAUUGGCACAAAUUAUUGAAAGUUCGCGACCGAGUACAUUCAUAUGUAAACUUUACAUCUUUUAUAGAUACGUUAUCAUUAUUAAUUAUACAUCGAAUAUAAGGUUGUGCAUGAAAUCGUCACGCCUUCUGUUGUUGAUAAAUACUGUAUUGACUUCAGCUCCAGUGCGUUUGGAAUCGUCGACGAUAGCACACAUCUUUUUUUAGUGAUAAGAGAGCAAAGGAAUUUUUGUGGACUUAUAAUCGACUUUAAAAUUGUGUAUAAUGUCAGUAUUAAAUAACUUUUCUGUGUCAAUAGCAAAAGGACUACGCCGUCUCCGACAGAAUAAAGAGUUAAGCGAACGGUUGCUGCCGGGUGCGUCUACAAGACGUCACGGCUCCAAAGAUGGUAACACACGACUCAAGAUGGACAAGUGCCUUAUAGUUUCCAAGGUCACACGAUACGAAUACGAAAGGCAUAGUCAUGAUUAUAUAUCUGACAGUGAAUUGGAGACAGUACUCAGAAUGCGAGGCUCAGAUUUCGACUCAAUGCUGGCUAACCAUAAGGAACAGAAAGCAUUCGAAGAGAAUGUCGCGAAACGAUUGCGGGAAAUGGGUCAUCAAGUUGAAAUGGCCAGCAGGUUGACAUACAACGACGAGUUAAUUAACUGGUGCGAUGUGGUCGUGCCUUGUGGAGGAGAUGGCACCUUCCUGCUGGCUGCAUCCAGAGUUAGAGAUGCCAACAAGCCAGUGAUUGGCUUCAACAGUUUUCCUCACAAGUCGGUGGGUCGUCUCUGCCUACCCACCUGGUGCUCUAAUGACGUCAAAGGUGCGCUGCAUGCAUUGAAAGAGGGCAGGUUUAGAUGGAUGCGCCGGUCCAGGAUACGUACAACCAUCACCUGUGAGGCCAAGGUCCUGGACACCAUCACACCUGUAGACCUCCACACCUUACACUACUGCAGAUACCCGCCGAUGUCGAACAUCCACGAAAAUCAAGACGCACAAACAAAGGAGCAUGACGUCACAACUGCCAAUAGUCCCACUUUAUCCACUAAAGUGUUACCCUUCUUAGCGCUCAAUGAGGUGUUCAUAGGAGAGAGUGUGACGUCGCGAGUUUCGCUGCUGCGGUUGCAGAUCGACAAUGGUCAAUGGACACACACUAAGAGCUCCGGCUUGUGCGUUACAACGGGUACAGGCAGCACGUCAUGGCAUUUUAGCAUCAACUGCUUGAGGACGCAUUCGGUGCUCGAACUGAUGAAGAUAUUGGGUGAAGAGUUUGAUGUAAAGUUGGAGACGAGUGUGGAACGUGCGAGGGAGGUCGCAGAGAGAUACAACCAGAAGUUGAUGUUUGCACCGGAUUCAGAUCAGUUGGCGUACUCAGUGCGCGAGUACAUAACGUUUGAGGAGUGGCCCGUGCCGCGCGGGCUGCGGGUGCGCGACCGCGCCGCCGCCGUGCGCGUGCGCUCUCACUGCACUGACGCUGGUUUGGUGAUAGACGGCAGCGUGUCGUUCCCUUUCAACGAUGGUACUCAAGCUGCGCUCUCUGUGCACCCCGAAGACUCGCUGAUGACCGUACACAUGGACGACACAUUGCCCUACUGAAUACAAUAUAAAAAAAUAUAUUCAAAUUGAAGGCUUAAUUAACUCAGGUUAACUUGGAGACUG